Messenger RNA from Candidula unifasciata, 507 nucleotides. Lineage: Eukaryota; Metazoa; Mollusca; Gastropoda; Stylommatophora; Geomitridae. The record is from the annotation of a GenBank genome assembly.
AUGUACCUGAUGAUUUUUGUGUUUUUGUUGGAAGUGCUCUUUGCCUUCCUGCCAACGUAUAUAGGAAUCAUGACGACAUUGAUUGCUAAGCUGUUUUUCACUGUCACUGAUGAGGAAAUGAAUUCAAGAGAAGAAAUAAAAGCCCUGAAAGAGGAACAAGCCCAACUGAGUAUUACAGAUGAAUUUGUCCGAUAUGCAAAGUUACAGAGACAAGUGGACAAACUGAUGUUACAGAUCAAAGAGAAAGGUAGUGAAAGAAAACAGCAUGUGUACUAUUUACGUUUGGCGGUCACUGCUGGAAUAUAUGUUUUACAUGCUGCCCUUGUCAUCGCCAUGAUGUUCAUGUACAGCGAUACACCGUUGAUGAGUUUGGAUCCAUCCUGGGUCUCCCCCCUUACAUCGCUUGUGGCAUUUCCUACAGGAAUCUCAGGUGCAGUAGGUUUGGGCUGCUGGCUUUUGGUAUCUUAUUCAGUCAUUUACAGAGUCAAGUCUGUGGCCGGACUGUAG